Molecule: messenger RNA, 2877 nt
Organism: Plenodomus lingam JN3
Lineage: Eukaryota; Fungi; Ascomycota; Dothideomycetes; Pleosporales; Leptosphaeriaceae
Biological process (GO): mitochondrial fusion; mitochondrion localization
Cellular component (GO): mitochondrial outer membrane
Molecular function (GO): GTPase activity; GTP binding
Source: RefSeq, a predicted model, not a curated record
AUGCAUGUGGUUGUGCAAGCGAGCAAUCCUCGCUGCGCUUGGCGCGCUCACCUCGCCACCCGGGCUAAUUUCUCGGCUCAUCUUUGCGUCACACCACAACGUCCUUCCCUCACCGACUCUCACACGCCUAUAAACUGCUACAUUUCCAUGCACGCUUCGCACCUCGACGCCUCAAUGAGUCCCCAUCAGCGCGCCGACAGCUCGUCAAUCCCCGGCGAAUCCUCAUCAAGCCGUUCCGGUGACGGCCCGCCCGCUCGCCCUGGAUACAUGACGGUUGGAUCGGGGUCGACACCAGAGGCUGCGGCUCGCCUGAUAUCUAUGCUCGGCCACGACUCUGGAUACGGAGGCAGUUUGGUCGAUGGAGACACGACCGGUCGGAGCUCGUAUCCCAUCAUCGGCGAAGACAGACCUUCCCUCCCCCCCACAUCGAUUCUCACAAGCGCGGGGUUCGAGCAGGAUAGACAGCGCAGCCAUGUGUUGCAGCUGCGAUAUAAUCAGAACAAGAAUGCGCUGGCCCGAUCGAUCCACGGAACCAUCGAUGCGUUGAAGAGCUUCCAAGAGUACAAUCUGAAAUGGCCGGCGCAUUACCCCUCCAUACCCGCAGAGCCCAGAAACGUCCGCACCGACUCCCGCCCCGCACUACAGCAUACACAAUCCGCGCUGGCUGCCCCCGAACCGAACACUAGAUUGCGUGGCCGGCCUCGACCUCCACGGCGAGCAGGCACAUCAAUUGCAACAGACAUUGAAGCAGGCGAGUCUAGCGUAGCAGCUGCACAGGAACAAGCGCAGGAACCUCGCUUGGUCACACCGCAGCUUGCACACGAUUUCUCGGUUCUCAAACUGGAAUUACGCAUGGAUGGGCGCACACAAACAGACUUGGUCCAUUCACUAGAAAGGGGCUCUAUUGCCUCCCUUCUAGACAGCCAAAUCCAGCAGAGUAUUCGCCAUCUGUACCUGAUCAAGGAGAGGAUUGAGGAUACGUCAAGCAAGGUUCUCGUGACUGGCGACCUGAACGCAGGAAAAUCUACAUUCUGCAAUGCGCUCCUCCGACGGAAAGUUCUACCAGAAGACCAGCAGCCCUGCACAAGUAUCUUCUGCGAGGUUCUUGAUUUCCAGGGGAAUGCUGGCGUUGAAGAAGUCCACGCCAUACCUAUUGGAUCUGUGUAUAACCGCCGCGACGAAAGCACAUACACAGUUUUCAAUAUAGGCGAUUUGGAGAGGAUUGUUACCAACAAUAAGCGUUUUGAGCAGUGCAAGAUCUACAUCAAAGACGUCCGGUCAGUAGAUGAGUCGUUGCUCAAUAACGGCGUGGUGGACAUCUCCUUGAUUGAUGCGCCUGGCUUAAACUCAGAUUCGCUCAAGACCACUGCUAUCUUUACUAGACAGGAAGAGAUUGAUGUUGUAGUGUUUGUUGUUUCUGCGGCAAAUCAUUUUACAGAAUCAGCAAAGAACUUUAUCUCAAGCGCGGCGAAAGAAAAGGCGUACAUCUUCAUGGUAGUCAAUGGCUUUGACGCGAUUCAGGACCAGCAAAGGUGUAAGGAGAUGAUCCUUAAACAAGUAUAUGGCCUUAGCCCGGCUACGUUCAAGGAGUCAAGCGAGUUAGUCCACUUUGUGUCAAGCAACGCCAUCCCUAUGAUUACGGCAAGUCAGGACGGAUCUCCUCCAGACGAUAGUGAUGAUGAUCCCUCUGGCAAAGGAAAGGGUAAAGAGGCAGAGAAGGCUCAGGACUUUAAUGAGCUGGAGACAUCACUACGACGCUUUGUGCUAGAAAAGCGAGCAAGGUCUAAACUAGCACCCGCAAAGACAUACCUGCUCAACGUACUAGGGGAUAUCCACAACCUUUCUGCUCUUAACCAAGACGUUGCGGAGUCAGAACUGGCGCGGGUGAAGAAGGAACUUGACGCGCUUGAGCCAGACUACGAACAGUCUAAGAAAGCAAAUACAGAGGCAGGGGAGUCUGUUGAUCGAAUAGUAGAGGAGAAUACUUCAAACGUCUAUGGUUACACACGCGAUACGCUCAACAACUGUGUCUCUAACGUUGGGGGCGAGGAUCUUGGAAUUGAGUAUCCUGGCAUCUUCUCUGCUUACCAGUAUGCAGAGGAUCUUAGAGACUCUAUGGUUCACAAAAUCAUCGAGACUGUGCGUGUGUGCGAAGAUCACGCACGACGGCAGGCUGUCCAGGGUUACAAUGGCAUCAAGAACCUAGGCAUUCUGCAUCUUGGCAACGACCUCCACGCAGAUAUCAUGUUCCGUCCAGAGAGGAUGUUUAGCAAGUCUGCACACGUCCUUGCCCGCCAAGUUGAUAUUGAGAUAGAAGCGUGGGACUUUCUUGACGUUAGUAGCCUGUGGGAACGUCAAGAGAAGGUUGCUGGUACAGGCCUAGCUGUCACUGUUGCUAGUAUUGUAGGUGGCCGCUUAGUAGGUGGUGUUGGAUGGCUGGACGGUGCUUUGGGCGCUGCGAAGAUUGUGGGCUCGAGCAACCUUAGGAGACUGAUCAUUCCUGGUCUCAUUGCAGGUGUCGCCAUUGGUGCGUCAUAUAUCCUCGCAUCUGUCCCUCAGUCUUUGCUCCAUCGACUUCGUGCAAAGCUGUCAGCACAGUUAGCUUCCAUCGACUACAUCCAUUUGAAUGCCUUUCGCAUUAGCUCUGAAGUUCGCCGUGCACUUAAAGGCCCUGCAAACGAUGUCCGCGUCGGUUUCCAGCGAAACGUCGAAAAACUCCAGCUGAAGAAGGAAGAAACCUGCAAGAUCAGGGCAGAGGCGUCUGACGCUAAAAAGUACUUUGCCAACCUCUUCCGCCAGAGCAGCGAGCUACGGCAGAUGGUGCAAAGGAUCGAUCUGGAUGCUACGCCACCCGCAGCCGUUAGUGUUGGUAAUUAA